Molecule: messenger RNA, 4318 nt
Organism: Triticum aestivum (bread wheat)
Lineage: Eukaryota; Viridiplantae; Streptophyta; Magnoliopsida; Poales; Poaceae
Product: disease resistance protein RGA2
Exons: 8
Coding region: 773-4075 (1100 amino acids)
Molecular function (GO): ADP binding
Source: RefSeq, a predicted model, not a curated record
GCAUGAUCCGUUGCCACUAAGUGUGUGAGUCGUCAUCAAAGUUUAAACUAAUUUGCCACAACUUCCCAUAUAGCCUAUAUAAAGGAAGCUCCGUCCUCUCGAGUACCCACGAGCUGCACACCAACUUUUUUUUUUGAAUGCAGCUGCACAACAGUAUUUGGCAAGACUACAGAAACACCGGAAGGCAGAGGAAUUCAACCAAUUGAAGGUGUUGAUUGCCACAUCCAGCUGGAUCGCUUGUAACUCCCUGACCUGGAUCUGGAUGGCUGCCUUAUAUCUCCCUCGCUGGAUCUGCAUCGACUGCUCACUCCUCAUCACGGAUCUCUCCACUUGAUUCAAGUUCAAGCUAAACGAGCGAGCGAGCCCUGCAACUACUUUCCAGACAGCAAGAAAGAUCUGCUCGAGGGCAAGGGCCAACCAAUCUCAUCUCUCCGGUCGAUUCAAGUACCAGCUCAAGGGAGAAGGAACCCAGAACCAGGGGCAGCGUCGCAGCGGUUCUUGAUGCUUUAGCAACCUAUAUCACCAACAUGCUCGCGGACAUUCAGAUAUGUCUCUCAUCUAGCUUGGAAUUGUUGAUGUGUGAUAAAGGUAGUAAUACAGAUGACUUUUUGUUCAGUGCCAGCUCAAGCCACUGAAACCUGUAGCUACUUCCCAGAGAGCAAGGGAGAUCUGUCCAGGUUUUUGCUCUGCAGCAAGGGCAAACACAAGAUCCGUCUCUGAUCUCUCCAGUAGAUUCAAGUACCAGCUCAAACGUGAGUGAAUCCUGCAACCAAUGGCGGGGGUCCUGGAUGCUUUGGCAUCCUACAUGACCAGCAUGCUCUCCGAGAUGGCCAAAGAGGAGGUCGCCAUGCUAAUCGGCGUGUCCGACGGGAUCAAAGACCUGAGCAUCAAGCUUGGGGACCUCAAGAAUUUCCUUGCUGAUGCUGAUAGGAGGAACAUCACCGAUGAGAGUGUGCGUGGGUGGGUGGGGGAACUGAAGCGUGCCAUGUACCUGGCCACUGACAUCGUCGACCUAUGUCAGCUCAAGGCCAUGGAGCAAGGUCAAACCAAGGACAGGGGGUGCCUUAACCCUCUGCUCGUUUGCAUGCGGAAUCCCCUGCACGCCCAUGACAUCGGCACCCGCAUCAAGAUGCUCAACCAAAAUUUGGAUGAUAUUUGCAAGAGGGGCAGCAGUUUCAAUUUCAUCAAGCUAGAAGCCUACCAAGACCGAAAGAUGACUGGAUAUCAUGCAACUGGUCGCAAAACUGAUUCACUGAUGGAGCGGUCAGGUGCAGUUGGUGAUAAGAUUGAGGAGGACACGAGGGCACUUGUGGAGGUGCUUACAAGGGAAGCUGCUAGUGACAAGAGAGAUCGCUUCAUGGUGGUGGCCAUUGUUGGUGCCGGUGGGAUUGGGAAGACCACCCUCAGCAAGAAGGUCUUCAAUGAUGACAGUAUCAAAGGAAAGUUCACUAAGAAUAUAUGGCUUAGCAUCACCCAAGAUUUCAAUGAUAUUGAGCUAUUGAAUAAGGCUAUCAUCGCUGUUGGUGGAGACCUACCUGGAGGUGGAGGAGCCCGAGACAGAGACCUACUUGUCGGUGCUCUCAAUAACGCCAUCAGGGACAAGAAGUUCUUUCUUGUACUAGAUGACAUGUGGGGUGUCGAUGCAUGGGACAAAUUACUGAUGGCUCCCUUUAGCUACGGCGGCCCCGGCAGCAGAGUCCUUAUCACCACAAGACAUGACACGGUUGCCCUAUGCAUGAAAGUUGUGCACUAUCACCAUGUUGACAAAUUAGGUGCUAAAGAUGCAUGGUCAUUGCUCAAGAAGCAGGUAGUCACAACAGAAAAAGAUGAACCCGAGAUUGAGAUUCUAAAGGAUAUUGGCUUGCAGAUUAUAGAAAAGUGUGAUGGUCUGCCACUUGCUGUAAAGGUGGUGGGAGGGCUAUUAUGCCAGAGGGAGAAAAAUCAACGUGCUUGGCAAAAGGUUCUAAAUGAUGAUUUAUGGUCAGUAUCUCAAAUGUCAGAAGAGCUAAAUUAUGCAAUAUGUCUUAGCUAUGAGGACUUACCCUCUUGUUUGAGGCAAUGCUUUCUGCACUUCUCCCACAUACCUAUAGUUUUACCAUCAGAUGUGAUUGUCGGGAUGUGGAUCAGUGAAGGGUUUGUACACGGAAACCCAGAUGGAUUAGAAGAAUUGGGACAUCAGUACUAUAGGCAGCUAACACUAAGGAACCUUAUAGAGCCAGUUCCAUAUGGUAUUGGUCAAUAUCUCUGCAACAUGCAUGAUGUUGUUCGCUCAUUUGCUCAAUUUGUAGCUAGAGAUGAUGCAUUGAUACUUCAUAAAGGAGAAAAUAUUAACAUCAAACCUAGUUUGCAAGGGUUUCUUAGGUUGUCUAUAGAAACCAAAGGAAUAGAAUCAGAUGAACCUGAGUGGAGAAGUUUACAAAAGCAUAAAUCACUUAGAUCAUUAAUGUUAAUUGGAAAUUUCAAGAUUCAGUCGGGUGAUUCAUUGGAAACAUUUUCAAGCCUACGGAUGCUACAUAUAGAAUCAACCAAAUUUGAUGUCUUGGUUGAAUCUCUGUAUCAGCUCAAACACUUGAGGUAUCUAGCAUUAAUAAAGUGCAAUGACUUAGAUAGGCUGCCCGAGAACAUCCAUAAGAUGAAAUUCCUACAACACAUUAGUCUUGAAGAUUGUGAGAGUGUUGUGAAACUUCCUAAUAGCAUUGUGAGGUUACAUGAACUGAGACAUCUUGAUCUUGAUGGCACACGUGUAAAUAGUAUACCCAGGGGGUUCGGUGCUCUAUAUGGGUUCACAGCCCAUGUGGAUGGUGAUUGGUGUAGUCUGGAAGAACUUGGGCCUCUUUUCAAUCUUAGGAGCAUUGGGUUAGUGAAUCUACAGAAUGUUUCAGAUGCCUCAUUCGCCACAAAGGUCAAGCUUGGUGAAAAGGUCAGUCUUAGCCAGCUGAUCCUCAACUGCACGGGAAGACUAGGCAUCAAUGAAUUUACCAAAGAUUCAGUCUCGGAGAAGGAUCAAGGAAUGGUUGAGGAGGUGUUUGAUGGGCUCUAUCCUCCACCUUGCAUAGAAGAUAUUCGUAUCUACAACUAUUUUGGGCGUCAACUCCCAAAAUGGAUGAUGUCAGCAACAGUGAUGCGUAUGCCCCUCAAUAGCUUAAAGAUUUUAGUGAUGUGGGACAUGGCAUAUUGCACCCAACUCCCAGAUGGCUUGUGUGCGCUCCCAUGUUUAGAGUACCUAGACGUCGGACAAGCUCCAAUAAUCAAGCGUGUUAGGUCUGAAUUCGUGCAGCCAUAUAGUCACUGCCAUCAUGCUUCAUCCCAGGUUGCUGUCUCGUUUGCAAGACUGCACAAGAUGAUAUUAUGGGAAAUGGCGGAAUUGGAGGAGUGGGAGUGGGAGAAGGAAGUGCAGUCUAUGCAGGCCUUGGAGGAACUUAAAAUCAGAAGUUGCAAAUUGAGGUCCAUCCCUCCUGGCCUUGCCUCCCAUGCAAAGUCUUUGAAAAAGUUAACCAUAUGCAAUGUCCAGCAGCUCCAGUAUAUAGAAAACUCUGCUUCUGUAGUCGAGCUCAGCCUUGCUGGACUACCCGACCUGACUAGGAUCUCCAAUUUUCCCAAGCUGCGAAAACUUGAGAUCUAUUGCUGCCCGAAGCUCGAGUUGCUGCAGGAGAUGGUUGCACUCCAGAAGCUAGCAGUUCAGUACAGCGAGAAGCAGCUCCCAUCGUACCUGCAAACUGUAAAGCCAAGCCAUUUGCUGCUGGAUUGCUGCUCGGUGAUACUCCUUUCCAUGGCUUUGGGAGAGUCUUGUUCCGAGUGGGACAAGUUCAGCCAUAUCCAGCAAGUUGAGGCUUAUGCAGAUGAUGGAGGCAUUGAAAAGAGAUGGCACCUAUUCUACACAAGGGAGCCCUACAACAUGGAGACCAACAUUGAUCUGCGGGAGUGGUCAGACGAUGUUAACUUUAUCCAAUCAGAGGGUGAAGAUGGACUGCCUCGGUUAGCUGCCCUGAUGAAAUCUGUGGAUGAAGAUGAGGAGGAUGCAGACAACACAGAAGAAAUAGAGGAGGAAAGCAUGGGCCAAGGAAGGGAGGAGUAGCAAAUCAAGGAGGCAACAUCAUGUUAAUUUCCUGCUGCUGUUAUAUGUACAAUCCCACGUGCUACCUCUCACAGCCCGGGAUCACAUGGUCCAAAAGCAUAUUUUUAUAUUUCCGCAUUUGAUUUGGUGUAAUGUAGAAAACUAAGUACAACAUUGGAAUUGCUUGGUUUGUUUGUCAACAUAUGGCAGAAUAUACAUGAGAGGCCUACAUGCAGCAUGCUUAAUAUAUAUGAUCCGUUAACG